CGAAUUCAUACCGACCGCCUCCUCUCUUCCUCUUCCUCUUCCUCUUCCUCUUGGAAUGAAGCUUGAAGACCUGGGCGACCUCGGAUGACGGCGCUGCGGGUGGAGGUGGAGGACGUGAUCGAAUUCCUCCGGACGCGAGGAUUCUCCGCGGCCGCCGCUGCUCUCCGCGACGACCUGCUUUCGCGCCGCUCCGCUGGCGAGGCAGCCGACCUUGACCUUGACCUUAACGUAGGAUUCGAUCUACCUCCUCUGAAGCUUUCUCCUCUGACCCGUGGAGGUGCAGGCGUCGCCGAGAGUUCGCCUCCCAGCGCCUCCUCCAGCUCCUCCGACGCGUUCGUCAGCAUUGGCUCAUCGCCCUCGGAGCUUUUGAAUCCUUACGGAGUAUGGUCACCAGCUCGGUCUAGAUCUGAUGAGGAGUCAACCGAUGGGCACUCGAACUUUGGAACUGCCAGAGAGUACAAUAAUUAUUGGUAUGAUGACCAGCUUGGAGGAUAUUACGAUAAUCCCUUCUUCGUGCAGAAUGAUUCUGAACGAUUACAUAUGGAGGACAAGUUCAUCAUGUCUAGAGAGGAAAAAAAUCUGUUUGAGAAUGAAACUCACGAUACUUUUGAUGUUCUAGCAAAUGAUCAUAGGCAUGAGCAUGACGAUGUCGAUUGUCAGGGAUGUGCUAAUAUCUAUAAUUGUCCUUUCCCAAUUUGCAAUUGCUGCAAUGGAUCCAAAAAUUGUGAAAGUGGUGAGGUUGCUGAAAUGGUGAGGAGCACAAGCUUUGCUAUCUACGGACGUUAUCAGGUCUUGGAUGACCAGACGGAGAGGUUGGAUGAAUGUGGAGAGAAUCAGUUUAAUUUCAUAAGGAAACAUGACCAUCCAGAUACUAUUGUCCUAGAACAUGAUCUGUUUCACGAUAAAAGUCAAGUUGAAGGCAAAGAAUGCUCAGGAUCAGAUUUAGCAGCGGAAAAACUGCAGACUUUAAAUGCCAAUGCAGUUGCUGAUAGUGGCUUUACAAAGUCCGAUACUAAAAUAUAUAAGGAUAUUGUAGGAGAUUCUUAUGCCAGAGACUUAAUUUUUUUAGGCAAGAGAGAUGAUGGAGAGUUGCAAAGGGAAUCUUUCAGUUUACCAACACUUGAAGAGGUGUCUAAACAAGAUGCAAAUUCUGCAUAUGGACAUGGGGAUGACAAGACAGUUGACAAAAAACUAGAGGAAUCUGAGGCUGUUGAUGGGGAAUUAGAGGGUGAUAUUGGUGACAAGCUUCAUUUUCAUGCUUCCUCUGAUGAUGAACUGGAAGUAUUUAAUUUGAGAAUAAUUCACCGCAAAAACAGAACUGGCUUUGAAGAAAAUAAAGAGUUUCCAGUUAUCCUGAAAUCAGUUAUAGCAGGCAGAUACUAUAUCACAAAGUAUCUUGGUUCGGCUGCAUUUAGCAAGGUUGUUCAGGCGCAUGACCUCCAUACUGGAAUGGAUGUAUCCCUCAAGAUAAUAAAGAACGAUAAGGAUUUCUUUGACCAGAGUUUAGAUGAGAUUAAACUUCUCAAGUUUGUUAAUAAGCAUGAUCCUUCUGAUGAGCAUCAUGUAUUGUGCCUUUAUGACUACUUCUACUAUCAGGAACAUCUUUUCAUUGUAACAGAGUUAUUACGGGCUAACCUCUAUGAAUUUCAGAAGUACAAUCAUGAAUCUGGUGGUGAGGAAUACUACACAUUGCCUAGAAUACGGGCUAUAGCUCGACAAUGUCUAGAGGCUUUAGAGUUCCUCCACCAUCUAAGGAUAAUUCAUUGUGAUCUGAAGCCUGAGAAUAUCCUUAUCAAGAGCUAUAGAAGAUGUGAAAUUAAGGUUAUUGAUCUCGGAAGCAGCUGCUUUGAGACAGACAACUUAUCUGUAUAUGUGCAAUCUCGUUCUUAUAGAGCCCCGGAAGUUAUCCUAGGUCUCCCUUUUGAUCAGAAGAUUGAUAUUUGGUCUCUAGGUUGCAUCCUGGCUGAACUGCACACUGGUAACGUGCUAUUUCCAAAUGACUCAGUCCCCUUGAUACUUGCUCGGAUAAUGGGGAUCCUUGGUCCAAUUGAUGAGGAGAUGCUUGUACUGGGACAGGAAACGAGCAAAUAUUUCACUGAAAGUUUUGAUCUAUAUCAUCUGAACGAGGAAAUGCAUCAAAUGGAGUACCUGAUACCAGAGAGGUCCUCAUUGUCACAACAGCUGCAAGAUUCCGAUACUGAAUUUGUUGAUUUCCUUUCUUAUUUGCUCCAAAUAAACCCUAGUAGGAGACCAACAGCUAGUGAAGCACUGCAACAUAGAUGGCUUUCCUUCUCGUACCAUUGACAAAUGAGGUUUCACACUUUUGCUAGGCAUUCACAUCAGCAAAGGCAGAUCUAACCUAGCAUGCACAUAUCUUAUAGUAACUUUUGUUGUUGUUGUUGUCAUCGUGAGUAUGUAGUUUGGGUAUGCAAUUUACCACACGAGCAUUGUACGUGUACAAACCAUGUAAAUAUUUCAUAGUUGUAUUUCUUUUUUGUCCUGAAAGCAAACAAAGUGUUGUGUGAUUAUGUAUUUGAUUUCUGCAUCAGGAUAUUGUGAUUUGAGUUCAUGUUCCUUUGUGCACAGUUGCGAGUCCUGGAGAGUUUCCAGCUCGCCUAGAACAGAUUUAGCUUCAUUAAUCAUAAGAGCUUGACAGAUUUA
Molecule: messenger RNA, 2661 nt
Organism: Zingiber officinale
Lineage: Eukaryota; Viridiplantae; Streptophyta; Magnoliopsida; Zingiberales; Zingiberaceae
Product: CTD kinase subunit alpha-like
Exons: 8
Coding region: 85-2304 (739 amino acids)
Biological process (GO): peptidyl-threonine phosphorylation; peptidyl-serine phosphorylation
Cellular component (GO): cytoplasm
Molecular function (GO): ATP binding; protein tyrosine kinase activity; protein serine/threonine kinase activity
Source: RefSeq, a predicted model, not a curated record